AUGAAUCAAUCAUAAUAAUUAUCUCCUUCUGAUCAAGGUAAUACCUACUUAUCAAAUUAAGAUUAAAUAAAAAUACAUUGUUCUAAUAUAGACGUUAUAGAAAAUGAAAAGUAAUAUGAUUUAUCAAAUGAAGAAAUAUAAUUAAUAUUAAGUCAAUAAAGUAAUAAUAUAGAAGAAGAAAAAGAUAAAAACAUAUAAUAAUGCCAAACAUAAUUAUAGACAAUGUAAUAAUAAUUAAUAGCAACUUAAUUAUAAAUUGGUCAAAAUAAGAUUACAUCCGAAUAAAUAAAAAGAAAAUCAUGUCUUCUAUUCUAUACAUAAAUGAGUUUUUUAUAAAACAAGCAAGAAUUAAUAUAAUAGGAAUAAAAAUCCGAAGAAAUCGUCAAAAUAGAACUCGAAUAAAAAUAAUUAGAAGAAUAAGAAUAAAAAUUAACUUAAGAAUAAGUUCUUUUACAAUAACAAGAAUAGGAAAUAAAGGAAAAGCUUGAAUAAUAAAAAGCCGAAAUGGAAAAGCUUGAAUAAUAAAAAGCCGAAGCCGAAAAAAUAGCAAAAUAAUAAGCAAAUACAAUCCCUUGA
Messenger RNA from Ichthyophthirius multifiliis, 576 nucleotides. RefSeq lists its product as hypothetical. The transcript has 3 exons. The record is from RefSeq and is a predicted model, not a curated record. Lineage: Eukaryota; Ciliophora; Oligohymenophorea; Hymenostomatida.